GGGGACACGAACGCAGGUGCUUAUCUCCUCACAGUCGCAGGCUCUGGAUGUCAUAUCAUGGCAACUACCUUCCACAGAGACUGCGUUAGAGUUUCUGCCCAGCACACAAGGGACGGCAGAAAGAGAAGUUUGGGAAACAAGCAGAAAAAAAUGAAUUUCAGGACUUCUCACUAAAGUAUACAGAUAAUCAGUCACUGAGUGAUCAGGGCUAGCUGAGUUUUCCUACUAGGUACCUGGAGAAAGAGAGAGAUGGAUGCAGAGGCUGAAGACAAAACACUACGGACCCGUUCUAAAGGAACCAAGGCAAUGCCCAUGGAUUCUCUAAUCCAGGAGCUCAGUGCCACGUACGAGUGCCCCACGGUGAGGAAGAGGAGAGCGGAGGAGCAGGCGCUGGGUGUGCCCGUCAACAAGAGGAAGUCCCUGCUGAUGAAGCCUCGGCACUACAGCCCCCACGCAGAGGGCAAGCAGGACUGUGGCGACGGCCGAGAGGCAGAGGAGGACGGCAGCCUCGGGGAAGCCAACCAUCGCCUCCCCACAGAAGAAGCAAUGGUGAAAGCUCUGGAUGAGAACCUUCCUUCGGUGGCACCAGAUCACACCCACGGGAAGGAGGACAGAUAUGGCUGUUACCAAGAGCUGGUGGUCAAGUCUCUGAUGCACUUGGGGAAAUUUGAAAACAAUGUGUGUGUCCAGUCCCUGAGCGACAACUUCAACGACAGCGGCAUCCAGUCUCUCAAGGCGGAGAGCGAGGAGGCCGACGAGUGCUUUAUGGUUCACUCGGACGACGGGAAGGACAGGGCCGACGAGUCCCAGCUACAGUUCUGCUCCUCGGAGGACAGUGAGAGCAACUCCGAGGGCGCAGAGAACGGCUGGGACAGCGGGUCCAACUCCUCGGAAGAAACCAAACCGUGCAGAGUCCCAAAGUUCCUUCUAGUGGAUCGUAGCAAAGACCUACUGGAAAUCCCCGAGAUAAAAACUGAAGCUGACAAGUUUCUCUCCUGUGAAAGCCUGUGUGACUCGGAAGCCGGCGGGAGAGACCCCCAGAGGGCCCCCCUGGACGCGCUGGGGGGUCCAGCCCAGCCCUCCUUCCAAGGGGUGGAGGAGGGUGACAAGGAGCACCCACGGGCGGGGUCCAAGGAGCCCACGGACCUGGAGAAAGCCAAAGGAAACCUCAGUCUGCUGGAGCAGGCGAUCGCUCUGCAGGCCGAGCGGGGCUGCGCCUUCCAGAACGCCUACAAGGAGCUGGACCGGCUCCUGCUGGAGCACCUCGCGGGGGACAAGAGGCAGACCAAAGUCACCGACGUGGGCGGAAGGCAGAUCUUCAGCACGAAACAUUCACCGCGGUCUGAGAAGCGAGAGACCAAGUGCCCCAUCCCGGGCUGCGAUGGCACGGGGCACGUGACCGGCCUCUACCCCCACCACCGGAGCCUUUCAGGGUGUCCCCACAAGGUCCGGGUCCCCCUGGAAAUUCUUGCCAUGCAUGAAAAUGUACUCAAGUGUCCGACCCCAGGGUGCACCGGAAGGGGUCACGUCAACAGCAACCGGAACACCCACCGGAGUCUUUCUGGUUGUCCAAUUGCUGCAGCUGAAAAGUUGGCAAUGUCCCAGGACAAAAGUCAGCUUGAAUCUCCAAAAUCCGGCCAGGGUCCUGACCAGAUGCACAGGACAAGCUUGGUGAAGCAAAUUGAAUUCAAUUUCCGAUCCCACACCCUCUCCUCUCCCAGAGCUGCCAUGUCCAAUGAACAAGAGAAGUUUGGGAAAGUGCCAUUUGAUUAUGCCAGUUUUGAUGCCCAGGUUUUUGGGAAACGUCCCCUCACACAAACAGGGCAAGGACGAAAAACACCACCAUUUCCUGAAUCGAAGCCUUUCUCCAAUGCAGGGAAACUUCCUAGCCGCCUGCCCAGUGCGGGCGCCCGCACACAGAGCCCGAGCCACGCCAGCUCUUGCAGCUACGGUCAGUGCAGUGAAGACACCCACUUAGCAGCAGCUGCCGCCAUUCUGAACCUUUCCACCCGCUGCAGGGAAGCUGCUGGCAUCCUCUCCAGCAAGCCGCAGAGCCUGCAUGCCAAGGGAGCCGAGAUAGAAGUGGAUGAAAAUGGCACACUGGACCUAAGCAUGAAAAGAAACCGCAUCCUGGACAAGGCUGCACCCCUAACUUCUAAUACUUCUGCCCCGACUCCCUCCUCUUCCCCCUUCAAAACAAGCAGCAUUCUGGUCAACGCGGCCUUCUACCAGGCCCUCUGCGACCAGCAGGGCUGGGACACGCCCAUCAACUAUAGCAAAACCCAUGGGAAGACAGAGGACGAGAAAGAGAAAGACCCAGUCAGCGCCCUAGAAACUUUAGAAGAAAAGAAGUUCCCUGGAGAGUCCUCUAUUCCUAGUCCUAAACCCAAGCUCCAUGCAAGAGAUCUCAAAAAGGAACUAAUCACAUGCCCAACACCAGGAUGUGAUGGAAGUGGUCACGUGACAGGGAACUACGCGUCCCAUCGGAGUGUUUCUGGAUGUCCUUUGGCAGAUAAGACUCUUAAAUCUCUCAUGGCUGCCAAUUCCCAGGAGCUUAAGUGUCCCACCCCCGGCUGCGACGGCUCCGGGCACGUGACGGGGAACUACGCGUCCCACCGCAGCUUGUCUGGCUGUCCGCGGGCCAGGAAAGGCGGCGUCAAAAUGACUCCCAUGAAGGAAGAAAAGGAAGACUCUGAGCUCAAAUGUCCUGUCAUGGGGUGUGACGGCCAAGGUCACAUAUCAGGCAAAUAUACCUCCCAUCGCACGGCUUCUGGCUGUCCGCUGGCUGCCAAGAGACAGAAGGAGAAUCCGCUCAGCGGGCCCCCCCUCUCCUGGAAACUGAACAAGCAGGAGCUCCCACACUGCCCCUUGCCGGGCUGCAACGGGCUGGGCCACGUCAACAAUGUGUUUGUUACGCACAGAAGCUUAUCUGGAUGUCCUUUAAAUGCACAAGCCAUCAAAAAGGGCAAGGUUUCAGAGGAGCUGAUGACCAUCAAGCUGAAGGCUACUGGAGGGAUAGAGAGUGAUGAAGAAAUUAGGCAUUUGGAUGAAGAAAUAAAGGAACUGAAUGAAUCAAACCUUAAAAUUGAAGCAGAUAUGAUGAAACUUCAGACGCAGAUCACGUCGAUGGAGAGCAACCUGAAGACCAUCGAGGAGGAGAACAAACUCAUCGAGCAGAACAACGAGAGCCUGCUGAAGGAGCUGGCGGGCCUGAGCCAGGCGCUCAUCUCCAGCCUGGCCGACAUCCAGCUCCCGCAGAUGGGGCCCAUCAGCGAGCAGAACUUUGAAGCGUAUGUAAAUACCCUCACAGACAUGUACAGCAACCUGGAGCAGGACUACUCCCCGGAGUGCAAGGCGCUGCUGGAAAGCAUCAAGCAGGCCGUGAAGGGCAUCCACGUGUGAGCACCCCGGCCGGGCAGCAGGGACCCACGAAGCAGGGCAGAUGGGCCCGGCGGCUGCCCUGCACCCCGACACACCUAGGGCCCUGGGUUGCGUCUGCAGUUACAACAUUGCACUAACUUCCCCCCAGCUGACACUGAAAAAAAAAAAAAAAAGGAAAGAAAACUUAUGGUAGACUCAUUGGAUUAGAAGCAAUGCAGUCGAAUAUUAGAUCUUAUUUAUUUUCGUACGUUUUCCUUUUCUUUCUCCAUUGCACUCUCCUGAUGUGUUUUGUAAAGUAUAUAUAAAAUAAAUGUGACAUUUUUAUAUUUUAUUUAUUUCUAAUCAAAGAGUUUUUAUCUUUUAAUUGCAUUUUGGAGUCUGCCUAUUUUUUAAAGUGUGUCUAUUAAUUUAUUUUGCAAUAGAAUUUAAAUAGAAAAUUCUAUGACGCUUGCUGGGUUGAAACGAAGCGAUGAAAGUGUGAAGGAAGUCCCUGCGUCAGGACUGCACUAAGGUCCAAUUUGGUGUGUGUUGCACAGCCCCUCCCGCCCCGCCCCGCCCCGCCCUCCCCGUGGGUGAGAAGCGGGCUUUGCUGUGCGGAAGGGAUGGAAAGACAAGGGCGCCCUCUGCAGGGCACAGAGCAGCCACAGAAGCACAGUGUCGCACAAAAAACGGCCUGUUGAGGAAUUGUUAGCAAUAAUUAAAUAUAGCAAUCGCAAAGUAUUACACUUGGCUGUACGGUUGUAUUUAAUAUGAAUUAUUUAUACGAAAUGUUUUAAAGAGACAUACGUUUUUCCCCCGUAGUGAUGCAGAGCUUUCUGUUUUUCAAAUCACAUUCGAAAGUUGGCAACUCUCAUCCCAAGACGAGAAAUAAAACUUGCUGUGACCAGCCAGGCUUCCCCGCCAUAUGUUGGUACAAUGCACAAGCCACAAUAUUGAUUCGAUAUGUUCCUAGCAAAUGCAAACACGUCCAAAUGGAAAAUGUUGUAGAUACUCUAUCCCCUGAAAUAGCAUUUAUCUUACUGGGUUGACUGGAAUGGAAUAGCAAACAGAGUAACACAUGGGAAAAGACGGUAGAACUCUAGGCUGAGUCAUUAAACGCCGGCGACAUUGUUUUACUCUAGGACACAAGACAACCUUACAUUUGAUUUAGGAAAAAAUCCCUCCCUAACUUCAAGUGCUUCGGAGUACACUCGCUCACGCGUUCACACCCACGUCCACUCGGUGUGCUACACUCGUACAGAAUUGAGCCUGCAAUCUUGAAUUUCUGGGUGAAUCGGUUUCAUAGUUGCUAUAGUGAAGGCAAUGUCUAUUUCAGGGAUUGUAAAGUAGUUAAGCAUUGUUUCAAAGGUUUUUUUAUAUUUAUUUUUUUUAAGAAAAAGGUAUAGACAACCAGCUAAACUGCCUUUGGUGUGCACACAUGUGGUGUGCAGUGUGCCUCCGUGUAAAUGGACACUUAGUGUGGGUUUACUUUUCUGUGUUAUAACGAAAGUGUUUAUUUUUUACUAGCCUCGUGGGUCUGUAGUUUGAAUGUGAUGGCAUUCAGAGGCUUGCUAUAUUCCACUGUAUCUACUGUUACCCGCACAAACCCAGUGUGAUAUCAGCAGUGACUCCACGCCUGUGACACCGUGGUGGCCACAAUCAUGUGUUCGGUGGGCUUACCUGUGAUUUGGGGUUCUUUCGAACCCUGGAAUCUUAGCUUAGUGAAAAUGAGAUGUCUGUUCAUAGGUAGGAAUGGUGUUUAUUUAAAAAUCAAUUUUAGGGGGCUGAAGAGAUAGUGAGAGGGUAGGGCGCCUGCCUUGCAUGCAGCCAACCCGGGUUUAAUCCCCGGCACCCCUAUGGUCCCCUGAGAAUUGCCAGUAGUGACCCUGAGUGCAGAGCCAGGAGUAACCCCUGAGCAUCUCUGGGCGUGACCUCAAAACAGAUAAGAAUAAUCACUUUUAAGAGAGAGCUACCAUAUGUGCUAUCUAUUAUCAAUGGGACACCAGACAAAGUUUUUAAUUUAAGUUAUGUACUUGCAGACAUUUGCUAUACAGUACUUGAUAGAUGCAUACAAAUGAAUUCACUUAUUACAAAGACAAAUGUUUAAUUUGCUAAAUAUUUUAACAGGUUUGUUACAUAUUUUAUUUAAUUUAAAGAAAAAUCUCUUACCAACCUAUGUAUUUAUUGUUAUGAUUUACUAUGCCUUCAGGUUAAUUGAUUUGUGUUGCAUAGUUUCAGCAGGAUGUUUUGUGAAGUACAUUCGUAUUUAUUUGCCACCUUUGUACUUGAUGUGUUUUGUAAUGUGCACUGAAUUUUUUUCCUUUCAACUAUGUUAAUGAUUGAUACUGUAAAUUGGGUCUUUUGUAAACAAAAAAGGCAACGUUGUACGCAUUUUUUUUUAAUUUGAAGUAGUUUGUAUACUGUUUCUUCAAACAAUUAAUAUUUCUUACAUCAAAGAAACGAAAUUGUGUUCAGUGCUGUACAUUUGGUGUAUGGUAGAAAAUAAAAUAUUGA
Molecule: messenger RNA, 5874 nt
Organism: Sorex araneus (European shrew)
Lineage: Eukaryota; Metazoa; Chordata; Mammalia; Eulipotyphla; Soricidae
Gene: ST18
Product: ST18 C2H2C-type zinc finger transcription factor
Exons: 22
Coding region: 250-3402 (1050 amino acids)
Biological process (GO): regulation of transcription by RNA polymerase II
Cellular component (GO): nucleus
Molecular function (GO): zinc ion binding; RNA polymerase II cis-regulatory region sequence-specific DNA binding; DNA-binding transcription factor activity, RNA polymerase II-specific
Source: RefSeq, a predicted model, not a curated record